Symbiodinium necroappetens is the source of this 1863-nucleotide messenger RNA. The record is from the annotation of a GenBank genome assembly. NCBI's taxonomy places the organism in Eukaryota, Dinophyceae, Suessiales, Symbiodiniaceae.
AUGUCGAGCCGGUUGCGUGCUGCAAUGAUGCGCAGAAUACUAUUAUGUCUGCCGCUGUUCCAUGCAGCGUUCGCACUCUACCUUCCUGGCCUCGCUCCAUACGAGUACAAAAGCGAAGAAGAAGUUGAACUGAAGGUAAACAAAUUGACCUCGGCAAAAACACAGCUUCCAUACAGCUACUACACCUUGGCUUUCUGCACGCCUACGGACGGCGUCAAAGCCACGACAGAAAACCUUGGUGAGCAGAUGAUGGGAGACGUAGUUGAGACAUCAGCCUACAAAAUCAAGUUCAUGGAGGAGAAGACCUGUGAAAAGCUUUGUGCAAAGACACUGACCAAGCAGGAGAAGGACAAGUUCCGCAACAUGAUAGCCGACGAGUACUUGGUCAAUUGGAUGGUUGAUAACCUUCCAGCUGCCACCAAGUACAGUCAGACAGGCUCCGAUUAUUCGUACAUGAACGGGUUCCUCUUGGGCAUUGCCCAGAAGGGCAAGUACUACUUGCACAAUCACGUGAGUCUGGACUUGGAGUAUCACUCGAACCCGGAAAAGUACGAAGGGUUCCGCAUCGUUGGCUUCCAGGUUGAACCACGCUCUUCUACGCCGAGGGGUGGAGAACCUGAUUGCUCGACCAGCGCGGUCGCAUUCGAUUUGGAUUCGUCAGAUGAUGUGGUGUUCAGCUAUUCCGUUCAUUGGACGGAGAGUCAAGUGAGAUGGGCAUCUCGCUGGGAUGCCUACCUGAAAGUGCAAGGACAAGGACAGAUCCACUGGUUUGCGAUUCUGAACUCGCUUAUGAUCCUUCUUUUCUUGUCUGGCAUGGUUGCCAUGAUCCUCUUGAGAACCUUGCACAGGGAUAUUGCAACGUACAAUCAGGUGCCCACAGAGGAAGAGGCCAAAGAAGAGACAGGCUGGAAGCUGGUGCAUGGGGACGUUUUCCGCAAGCCGCAGUACUCCACCCUCCUUUGCGUGGUCACUGGCUCCGGCAUGCAGCUCUUGGGCAUGUCCGUGGUGACCAUUGUCUUCGCCCUCCUGGGUUUCCUGUCACCUGCACAUCGUGGGAGCUUGCUGCAGUCCAUGAUGCUGCUCUUCACCCUGAUGGGAGUGCUCGGAGGGUACACUUCAGCGCGACUCUGCAAGGUGUUCGACGGAGAUGAAGGUCGCUGGAAGAUGACCACGUUUAUGCAGGCCUUCUUGUUCCCAGGCCUGUUUUUCGGUAUUUUCUUCGUCUUGAAUCUCUGCAUUUGGGGCGAGAAGUCUUCGGGUGCAGUGGCUUUCACCACCUUGUUCGCCAUCUUGGUGCUGUGGUUUGGAGUUUCCGUGCCACUCGUAUUUUUCGGCGCUUACACAGGAUUCAAAAGAGAUCGAGUGGAGCUGCCGGUUCGCACAAACCAGAUUCCACGUGCAAUACCAGACCAACCUUGGUAUAUGCAGCCCUUGGCCACUUCUCUUGUGGGUGGUAUCCUUCCCUUCGGUGCGGUGUUCACCGAGCUCUUUUUCAUCAUGUCUUCGAUAUGGCUGCACGAGUUCUACUACUUAUUUGGCUUCCUGGCCCUGGUGCUCCUCAUCGUGAUGGUGACUUGCGCCGAAAUCUCCAUAGCUUUGACAUACUUCCAGCUCACCUCGGAGGACUAUCGCUGGUGGUGGACCGCCUUUGCAGCAAGCGGCAGCUCCGGACUCUACGUCUUCCUUUACUCCAUCAUGUACUUCAACUCACGCCUGCAGAUUCGGCAUUGGGUCUCCAUCCUGAUGUACUUUGGGUACAUGUUCAUUAUGUCGAGCAUCUUCGCCCUCGUGAGUGGCGCAGUCGGAUUCCUGAGCACUUUCCAGUUCGUCAAGGGGAUUUAUGGCUCCAUCAAGAUUGAUUAG